AUGGCAAAAACCAGUGCUUAUCUUCUUCGUAAGAAGUCUAAAGCUGAAUUAGAGAAGGAAUUAGACGAAUUAAAACAAGAACUUUUGACUUUGCGUGUACAGAAAAUAUCUGGCGGUGCUGCUUCAAAAUUAGCAAAAAUCUCGAGCGUCCGUCGAUCUAUCGCUAGAAUCUAUACAGUCAUUAAUUUAACCCAGCGUCAGCAGCUUCGACUGUUUUAUAAGGGAAAAAAAUAUAUUCCCUUAGAUCUACGCUCCAGAAAAACAAAAGCAUCUAGACUUUCUUUGACCCGCCAUGAAAAACGGUUAAAAACCUUAAAACAGCAGAAGAAAUGUAAAUAUUUUCCUCAAAGAAUAUACGCUUUAGAGGUGAAUUGA
Molecule: messenger RNA, 375 nt
Organism: Pneumocystis carinii B80
Lineage: Eukaryota; Fungi; Ascomycota; Pneumocystomycetes; Pneumocystales; Pneumocystaceae
Product: ribosomal protein L29
Exons: 3
Coding region: 1-375 (124 amino acids)
Biological process (GO): translation; maturation of LSU-rRNA from tricistronic rRNA transcript (SSU-rRNA, 5.8S rRNA, LSU-rRNA)
Cellular component (GO): ribosome; cytosolic large ribosomal subunit
Molecular function (GO): mRNA binding; structural constituent of ribosome
Source: RefSeq, a predicted model, not a curated record